This is a messenger RNA of Clunio marinus, 851 nucleotides long. Lineage: Eukaryota; Metazoa; Arthropoda; Insecta; Diptera; Chironomidae. The record is from the annotation of a GenBank genome assembly.
GAGGGUGUGGAGAGUUAAAGCCAUGUUCAUGUUUUGUAUAUAAAGCACUUACUUUGAUUUUAUUAAUCCAGUAUAACAUUUUGCAUCAGGGUUGGAAGUUUUACAAUUUUUUAAUUCUCGAGAACGUAAUAGUCCAACUUAAUUAAUCUAGCAAAAUGUUCAAAUUGGUGGUUUUAUUGACAAUCAUUGCAUGUGCAUCAGCACUUUCCGCUGCUAAAUACCCAGCAGGUGUUGAUCCAAGCAAAUGCCCCAACUUCCCAAUCUGUGAUAACGCUGCUCUCCAUAACCAAGCCCCAGCUAACCAUUGGAAUGCACCAGCAGCUCCACAAUGGAACCAAUGGAACUCACAACCAGCUCCACAAUGGCAACCAGCCCCACAAUGGAAUGCUCAACCUUACCAUCAACCAGCUCCACAAUGGAAUGCUGCUCCAGCUCAUGCACCAGCUGGUGGUGACAAAUACCCAGCCGGAGUCUCACCUCACUCUUGCCCCAACUACCCAUACUGUGAUACAAAUGCUGGACUCGCUGGUCAUCAUGCCGUAAGAGCUUCACCUCUCCCAGGAUUCACUGAACGUCUUUAUCCAGCUGGCGUGAGUGCAGCUCAAUGUCCCAACUAUCCAGAAUGUUAAACAUCAUCUUAGAUAGGAAGUUCACAAGAAAUCACCGCCACACUGCCAAUAAAUUACCUAGAAAAUUACAUUUCCUUCAAUACAAAAAGAAUCAACUAUUUAUUAGCAUAAUAAGAUGAUGAGGAAGAAAAGAAUAAAAACUCCCACAUUUUAUAGAAAACAUGUUCGUAAAUUUGAUUAAAAUGAAUAAUUUAAAUUAUCUACAUAUUUACAGGAAAUUAA